CGCACUUUGCCCUCAGCUUGGCCAGCCAUUUUUAUUUUUAUUUUUUAUUUUUGUGCCCUUUUUGCUUCUUUCCAAUUCGCGCAAAAAUACACAUUCAUUUUUUCACACGCAUUUUGCCACUGAAUGGUAAUUAGUUUUUCGCAUUUACCAAUACACUUUUUUAACAACAGGCACACUUCUCGCAUCUUAAUUCCACAAGCAAGACAUGGUUUCCCGAACAGCGUCAACGGCAACAACAUCGGCAGUUUGCGCAGCUGACAAGCUCGACUUUGGCUCUAUCGCCUCAACCACAUAUAAAUUAGCUGGCCAGCCGACACAGCUCGGUCGAAAAGUGGCCAAUGCGCUGUUGAUAAUUGAGGAGGCAAUUGAGAAAUACGAGAUGGAGCAUAUUGCACUGAGCUUCAACGGCGGGAAGGACUGCACUGCGCUCAUGCACCUGGUCCGCGCAGCGCUGCACAAACACAGCACGGCGCGCGGCCAGCCCACGACUGCGCUGGUGUCCUUCUGCGUCGACUGCUUUGUGAAAAGCUCCGUCGGCCGCUAUAGCUUGGGGCUGGUGGAGAAGAGCGGGUCGAUGCAGCAGGGGCUACAGGCAUUCAAGGAUGACCACCCCGAAGUGCAGGCGAUCUUUGUGGGCACGCGGAGGGACGAUCCAUAUGGCGACAAGCUCGAUUUUUUCUCGCCCACAGAUGCCGGCUGGCCGCAGUUCAUGCGCGUCAACCCAAUUUUGGACUGGACCUUUGAUGACGUCUGGGGAUUCAUCCAUGGCGCUGCAGUGCCGUACUGCUCUCUGUAUGACCAUGGGUACACGUCGUUAGGCGACGUUGAAACUACCGUACGCAACCCUGCGCUGCUGAAGGACGGCGUGUACCAGCCGGCGUGGUCGCUUGCCAACGGGUGUCUGGAGCGCAGUGGGCGCUCAGCAUCGAGUUCCUCCCAACCUUCGGCCAGUCUGGAUGUGUUCGCAGCUUCUAAUUAGGCGGGGUGGACGACGCAGUUGAGUAGCAGUAUCGCGGAUGCGUCAUCUCGGUUUCGAAUUACAUUUGACAAGGUGUCGACUGCUUGCACAAGACACUUGAGAGUAUAGUUUUAGAGUUUAGGUAUUUAGUUUAUAUAUAGUUUUCUUUCUUCCAGUGUUCACUGCAUUUUGGCUCCUUUUUGGCUCGAUCACUGA
Kickxella alabastrina is the source of this 1174-nucleotide messenger RNA. RefSeq lists its product as uncharacterized. NCBI's taxonomy places the organism in Eukaryota, Fungi, Kickxellomycota, Kickxellomycetes, Kickxellales, Kickxellaceae. Gene Ontology annotation, molecular function: FMN adenylyltransferase activity. The transcript has 3 exons. The record is from RefSeq and is a predicted model, not a curated record. Gene Ontology annotation, biological process: FAD biosynthetic process. The coding region runs from base 206 to 979 and encodes 257 amino acids.